AUGGCAAAUCAUACUACUUACGAAUGGAAUCCAGAUGUGGAUCCUGUUGAAGUCCUGGAGCAGGCUAUGAAGACAACGUUCGUUCUCAAAGAUGCGAAAGAAGAUAAUCAAAAACAAGAUCCGGGUGAAUCUAUGCAGUCAUAUGAAGACAAGUUUUGCGCACUUAGCGAGAAUCCCGUUGUGGAAUAUUCAAAAGAUGUCAUCCUUAAAUCAAUCUGGAUAUGUGGUAUCCAAGAUGAAAGAACCCGUUAUAAUAUAUUAGAUAUUGCCAGGAAUUCUGAGAAAUUACCACUCUUACUCCAAUUAACAAAUCAACUAGACUUGUUACUUAACAACUCACUAAUCAAGUGUGAUAAUCUUUAUUACACAUUCGUUAAUGGAAAUCCAUUAACGACUUGA
Trichoplax adhaerens is the source of this 399-nucleotide messenger RNA. RefSeq lists its product as uncharacterized. The record is from RefSeq and is a predicted model, not a curated record. Bases 1 to 399 code for a protein of 132 amino acids. The transcript has 2 exons. Lineage: Eukaryota; Metazoa; Placozoa; Uniplacotomia; Trichoplacea; Trichoplacidae.